Diospyros lotus (date-plum) is the source of this 1021-nucleotide messenger RNA. RefSeq names its product probable calcium-binding protein CML25. The record is from RefSeq and is a predicted model, not a curated record. The transcript has a single exon. Gene Ontology annotation, molecular function: calcium ion binding. Bases 114 to 749 code for a protein of 211 amino acids. Lineage: Eukaryota; Viridiplantae; Streptophyta; Magnoliopsida; Ericales; Ebenaceae.
AACCAGAGGAGAGGGGGAGGGAGAGAGAGGGGGGAAUUUCCGUAUACAUUUCGAGCAUUUGAUCGAGAAAACCCUAUCUCUGAUUUCAAACGAUUCCCUGCGAUUUCGCAACCAUGAAGCCUUCGCAACCGAGCACCAGCAAGUCGAAAGCACGCAAGAGCCUUCGAUGUCUGUUCAGGAAGAAGAAGAACAGCGGAACAAUGGCAGCGCCGUCCUCGUCGUCGGCAUCGCCUAUGGUGUCGCGCUCGUCGUCGGUGAACUCAAGAGCGCAGAUCGAGGAAGAGCUGAAGCAAGUCUUCCAGAAAUUCGACGUGAACGGCGAUGGGAAGAUCUCGGCGUCGGAGCUCGGCUCGAUCCUUGGCAGCCUAGGGUACACGGCGGCGGAGUCCGAACUGGAGGAGAUGAUCAAGGAGGUGGACGCCGACGGUGAUGGAUUCAUCAAUCUGGAUGAAUUCGUGGAGCUCAACACCAAGGACAUCGAUUCUGAUGAGGUCCUUGAGAAUCUGAAAGAGGCGUUCUCUGUCUUCGACAUCGACAAGAACGGCGCGAUCUCAGCUGACGAGUUGCAGAACGUUCUGAAGAGCCUUGGCGACGAAUGCUCGAUCGGCGAGUGCAGGAAGAUGAUCAGCGGCGUCGAUCGCGACGGAGACGGCACCAUCAACUUCGAAGAAUUCAAGGUGAUGAUGAUAAGAGGAUCAAGAUUGGACACAACGGAGAUGAAGAGAUCAACCAGCGUCAAGAUCGAGUAGGAAAUUAACAACUGAUUCUAUAAUGAAUUACACGAUGGUUCUCGUUCGAUCUUGAUGCUUAGCGAGAAACUUCGAGUACAUUAUAGCGUCAAAUAUUGCUCGAUUCAUUAAUUUGUCAUCAUUUUGUUUUGUGGUUUUUAAUUUAUAGGCUAGUUGGUGAUGAAGCUGAUGGAGAUUUAUUGGGAUAAUCUCAGAACUGGGAACGAGAAUUGUGAAUACUUGAAAGGAAACCGCGCCAUAUUGAUUUUCUUAUUUGAAAGUUAAAUUCUAUC